Messenger RNA from Camponotus floridanus (Florida carpenter ant), 6320 nucleotides. RefSeq names its product serine/threonine-protein phosphatase 1 regulatory subunit 10 (gene PNUTS). The record is from RefSeq and is a predicted model, not a curated record. Gene Ontology annotation, molecular function: metal ion binding. Bases 1344 to 5039 code for a protein of 1231 amino acids. The transcript is spliced from 10 exons. Lineage: Eukaryota; Metazoa; Arthropoda; Insecta; Hymenoptera; Formicidae.
UAUUAACGUAUAAUAAGUAUAUAUAACGUCACUUGAAAAUUUAAUACGAGUUUAGUGUCGCCCUUGACUCGCGUAGUAGGGCCAGGAUGUCGCUGUACAGCAAAUACUUCCGGCUUGUUCGAGAGAAGUAGAUUUUACGCAGUCAGAUGGCAAAUAGACGGCGAAAUAUAUACGGAUUGCGGUUGGGAAUCUCGUAGCGUUUCUCGAUGUACAUGAAGAAUUCACGAACGAGCGAGCGAUUCAUACGUUCUCAUUUUCAUAGGAAAUGUUCCAUUUCUUAUGCACCACAUACAACGUGUGAACAUUUAUUUACCAUAAAACGGAUUUAAUUUUUAACGAAUGUGAGUGUGGCUUUCCUAUUUUCCAACAAAAAAAAAAAGAUUAAAAAAAAAAGGCAAAAUGUACGAAAAAGAAAGAAAACGACGGAGGAUAUCGGAAUAGUAAUAAUUUCCAUCGAAAAGUCCCGAGGGAAUAUUAAAGGGGCCGUGUAAUUGAUCGUCAUUAAAUGAUAAGUCCGAUUUGCGAGGUGAAUAACGUCGAGACUAGUGACGUAAUCGUAUAUAUGUAUAAAUCUCGAUCUCUCUAUACAAGGCUCGAAAAAGACAGCGCGUAUACAAAGUGCCGAUCGAAUCUCAAGAAAGGAAAGAUUAAAUCGGAGAGAGAGUUGAUUAAAAAAAAAGUGCUAAAAAAGGGGGAAAAAGUGUCAGUAAUUUCGUAGACACCCGGGAGGGCACGGUUUCUCGUGUUACGUAAAUAGAACGAGCUGCGUUGUCGCGAGGGGCGCGGGGCGAGACGGGCGAGCCGUUAUUGGUCGCGCGGUGGACGCGGCGCUCCGAUUGGCCGGUCGCGCGGGCGGGGCGGGACGCGUGCGCGGUGACGGCUGCGCGGCGGCUAUUCGGGUUUCGCUAGUCCGCCGAGUGAGAGGAACCGUUCGUUUUCAAGGAAGGAGCCGCAUUUUAACGGGCGACCGUCCCGAUUUCCGCCUCGCGCGUCAGCCUUCCUGACGGGCGAGCCCGAUUACCACUGUAAUUACGUAAUCGUCGUCCUACGUAGGGCGCAGCCCAGGGGAUUCUCGCUCGAUCCGCGUCAUACGUCACGUUUCACACGCCUCGAUGAGGAUCGCGAUAGUACCAUAUGUCACGAGCGAGGGACCGAGGGAUUUGUAAAAAAAAAGGCGAAUCGCACGCAAUUAAAUCGAGAUUCCCUUCCAAAAUAUAGGCCAAAAGGCCGAGUUUCGUUUCGAGCUGUCCGUCCCUCGGUUAGAUUCGUGCGAGUCCUCUAUAAGCGCGAUGAACGUACGCCUGGUCCCGAAGAUGCUCUGAAAUAUCUCAAAUCUCAGCAAAAUGCCACGUAUAGAUCCCCUAUCCUUACUUAAAUGCCUUAGCGUUUUAUUGGGUCCAACAGGAGGCAUUAAGAGUAAAGAGGAAGUUCAUCGCUUAGCUAAUUUAAUGACAAAGUUUUCUAAGAAACUCGUCUCGAAAUGCAUUUAUAUACAGAUAUUGAAAACUACUAAUACGGAUUUGCUUAGUCAAUUUAUGAGUGCUGGAGGAUGGAAUCUUAUUCACACGUGGCUCACUGAUGGCAUUCUUGCUAAGAAUUGGGCCCUUAUUCAAGAACUUCUGGAACUUUUGUUACUUUGCCCAGUAGACAUUGAGCGAUUGAAGAGUAACAAUUGUCCAAAGCUGAUUAAAGGCCUGUCAAAAGAGGGCAGCCAUCAAGGUGUACGAACGUUGGCCACUCGACUCGUGGAACAGUGGCUGAAAAUUGUGAAAGGAGAAGCGGCGCCGAAUUCGGUGCCAGCUCAAAUCAUGACGGUUUCAGUGCAAUCGAACGCUAUUACGGGACAAAUUGCUGUUGUUCCUUCGUCGCAGCAGCAACAUUACUUGUUAAAUUCUCAACAAACUCUCGACAUUGUGGAAAAUGCAACUGUUCACGUUCAAGACUUCAAGCUUGCGCAAUCAUCCACCGCGAAUACUCCAGCCAAUCAAGUCCAGCAAGAUCAAGAGAAGCAACAACAGGAGAGGUUGCAAUCGCAAGCGGUGCAAGUUGUUGGCAAGGGUCAGCAAGCGACCCAGCAACAAAGUAAAAAGCAAUCAUUUGUUGUUGUAACAACGUCUUCACAAUCAUCAGCUCCCGUUUACAAGAUUACCAUUCGUGAUGGUAAUCAGGUCCUCGCGAAAGUGGAGACAGACGUUACAAAUAUAAAUAGUGUUUUAAGCAAAUCUGGUACAAAUACAGAAGUAGUUAUAAAUACUGUGGACGCUACGCUUCCUGCUUUACAGGAAGCGAAGCAGGAAACGGACGAGGUAGAGGAGACUGGACAAAGUGGCAGUGCGACGAGUGGUCAAGAUGAAACGGUAGACGUUGAACAAUCAGACAAUUUGGGACAUGUUUCUGGUGAUGUGAAACAGACCGUAGGCAGUUCUAAGGACAAUCAGGAUAUCGAAGGUGCUAAAAGUAAAGAUAAUAAAGACGCUAUUAUUGUUAAUAGUGAUAGCAGUAAGUCUAGUGACAAGGAAAAUAGGGACUCUCAUAAGAAGGAUGAUAAAAAAUCCAGUUCCGAUAAGAAGAGCAGCACUCAUCACAGUUCGUCUUCGUCAUCCAAGAGUUCUUCUAAGCACAGCGCGAGUUCCAGUACCCAUCGCAGCAGCUCGACGUCCCACAGAUCAAGUCAUCGCUCCAGUAGCAAUAGUUCCAAAGCCUCCAACUCCAACAAAGACAAGUCUUCCAAGGACAAGCAUCACUCUGGCUCGUCCAGCAAGCAUAGUUCGAGCAAUAAAAGUAAAUCCGAGCGUGACAAGGAACGGGAGAAGGAGAGGCAGAAGAAGGAUCAGGCGGAAAAGGAUAAGGCGACUUUGGAGAAAGUCCAAGGCCAAGCAUUGAGCUCCAAGCUGGGCAAAAUACCGAAGAAACGAAUGGAGGACGACGCGAACGGGAGAAAGUCCUCGACCGAGUCGCGAGAUGGUACGAAGGAAAAUAAAGAGAAAAUAGAUAGUAAAAAAGAUACUGUUACAAAGCUCACUACUGAGAAGAAGAAUAUAUCCAUCUCCAUUGAAAAUAGGAAAAACAGCCAGGACUCUGGAACACGGCCGAAAACGGUGAAGACGUUUAAUUCCAAGUUUAGAUCCACGGGGCUGGAAGAAGAGGUAAAACCACCGCCGCCGAGAUCGAAGAAGCCAAAUCCUGCGGUCGACAAGAAGGUUUUGCCCCCGAAAUUUCCGCUCAAGAGGCCAUCGCCUUUAAGAGAAACCAUUCCACUGGUGGAAAAACGGGUGAAGCUAUCCCUGGACUCGCCAACAACGCCACCAGGCGACGAGAAGAAGGGAGGCAUUAAACUGAUCCCACCAAAACCCAAACCGAUGAUGCUACAGGAGAGCGAUAUGUUCAUGGAUGCUCUCACCGCGUCUACCAAGAGCAAAGAACCGAGGAAACGCAAGCGUAGGACUUCUAUCACGAAGGACGGGUCGUCGGAAGCUAAGAAGCAAGAGACCGCUAACGCUGAUAAUCGCGAGAGCACACCACCUUCCUCGCCCACGAAUGUCGAAGAGAAAUCGCCAAUUGCCCUCAAACCUAAUUUCAAGUUCUAUCAAGAUACAUUGGAAAUAGAAGAAGACAAAGAUCAAAGAGAGAGAGAAAACAGCGAAGAAGACUCGAAGAAAGAUAAAGAUCAAGCGCUUGAGGACGAGAAGGAUAGCAGGGACGAAGAUGAUAUCAGAAGUAAUACACCAACACCCGAAGAAGAUGUGGAAGAUACAAAAGAUUCGGAAUCGCCAGAAGAUACGUCUUCCAUAAUUUCGAACUCGUUGAAGAAGGACGAUACUAGUCCUUAUCCCGAAAUACGAUAUGUAGAUGGACUUAAAAGUGUUUUGCUGCUUCAAAAACGUAAAGGACCGAAGAAAGUUUUGAAGUGGAAGACAGAGAUAGAAUCCAUACGUUACUUUGAAUUGGACGAAACGGAAAGAGUUAAUGUAACAAAAACAUUUACCGAUAUGAAACAAAUGGAAAAACAAAAUGAAAGAGAGGCAUUCCAAAUGGCCAGAAAAUUAAAUAACGAGGAUUUAAUGGAGGAGAGAACAAGGUGGAAGCCUCUAAUUCCUAUUGAUCAACCGCCUCCAUUAGUAGAGCCUGGCAAGGAUAGUAAAGAGAAGGAUAUUCAAUAUGCGCGCGAGAAGGGUAUUCUUCAAGCGCUUUACUUUAAUCGAAGCAUGAUCCCAGACUCCGCGGCUGAACCCGAUGAAGAACGGCAUCAUGUGAUGACCGAUCCUAAAAUAAUACCGUUGGACGAUCUCACGGGCAAUAAGGAAAGCGAAAAGGACUUUACAUCGGUGCCAUGGCCGGAACCCAAGCCACAACUGGCACCGCAACCGCCGACCGUGACAACGUUCCAUUAUCCCACGACGUUCUCGCACAAUCAGCAAACCAUGAUGACGCCUAUGGGACCUCAAUCGACGAUGGGUCAGAUGCCACAGAUGCCUCAGCAGAUGAUGCCCCCAUCGCACAUAGCUCCAAUGGCUCAGGAGCUUCCGGGACCAACGAUACCGGGCGGCGGCGGUGGUGGUUGGAGAACGGGCGAUGGCAAGGUUCUCGUGCCAGACGUUGGGAUGAACCCGAUGGGGAACAUACCGGGUAGUUUCAAUCAGGGAAUGGAGGGCGGCCCGAUGGUCCCACCGGGAAUGAUGGGACCACCGCCAAUGUACAAUCAACAGCAGGAGGGCUACGGUAUGAUGUGUCCGGAAGAUAUGGGAUUCAGCAACAUGAAUCCCAAUUUCCAAGGGCCACCUGGACCGAUGUAUGGUCCAGGACCUAAUCCCUUCCCAGGUCCAAGAGGAGCCCCCAUGCACAACAGAGGUAGAGGAGGCCCCGGUUGGGGAUAUCGUGGAGCUGGACCCCCGAGAGGCGGUUGGCGUGGCGGUGGUGGUGGCUGGCGAGGAAACGGUAAGCAGCCACCGGUGUGUAGGCAGUUUUCGAAAAACGGUUAUUGUCGAAUCGGUGACAAGUGUCAGUAUCUUCAUCCUGGCGUGAACUGUCCGCCCUUUUAAAAGUGAUUGAGAACGAUAUUUAUUAAGUAAUUGAAUCCAUCAUUGGUACGCAAUUAGAAAAGUGUCUUCGAUUAGGAUAGGUGUGUCCGCAAGGGAGGAAAAAAUUAGAAGAAACGAAUGGGAUCGACGUCAGGGUUGCAAUGAUAAACUGUUAUUAUUCUAACGAUCUUCCCAUUCGAUGACGAUUCGCUUGGAAAGCAGAUGCAACAAGGAAUGCGCCGACCUGUAAAAAAAAAAGUAUCUAAAUGUGCAAUUUUUAUUUUCUACUUUUUUUUUGUAAGAGCCAAUUGCAUGAAUAUAUUAAUUAAUAAGAGAAUUUCUCUAUUUAAUAAUACUCGAUGCGCUUGAAGAUGGUUUUGUAAAUAUAAUGGCAUUUCUCCCCUCAGCAUAAGUAUUUUACACAGACUCUCGCAGCAUUCGAGUACUGUCAAUAUCCAUAAUAUUUCAGGUAUUAUCCAAAUAUCUAUUUCAAAUAAUAUUACAUAAUUUUAUUUUGUUAUCUGAAAAUAAGUAGAGCGAAAAGCACAGAUAUUUUCCAAUUAGACAGGCAGAAUUUUUAAUGUGUAAAUACGCAUAUUAAUAUUACAUUUUAAAUAGACUAGUAUUCACAAUUUGGAAAAAAUGGAUGAAGAGCCAGUAUGGUUUAUAUUGACAGUACUAUGCGAUAUCAUCACUUAUAAAUGCAUUGUAAUAUGAAAUAUGACCAUGCUAGGUUCGGCUGCUGGACAGCGGAACAUUUCUAGCUAACAUCUCGAAAAUAUAGAGAUAUCUUUCUACUAUAAUUUAAUUUUUGAUUUUCAAUUUAGUUACAAUGACCUCCACACUUGUAAUGCAUACAAGAUUUUCUUUUUGUUUGUAUUUUCCACAUUUACAUGGCCACUGCCGAAAUUAUGGUUCUAUAUAUUUUUCUUAGGAGUCCUGUGACUGGAAGAGAAAUCACAGAAAGAUGAAACUAUGUGAUUGCGCUAAGCAUCACACAUAUCCUUGGAACUGCAUUGUCUAGUAUCGCUAUUACUUUGCGUUUCGAACAAUAAAAUUCUGAAAUGUAGAGAGAUAUUCAUGAUAAUAUUCGAUAUAACGCAGCAUAAUGAAACACCAAAAAAAGGUUUCAAUAGGAUAAUCUCAUACUUUUCAUAAUUAUAAUUUCUGUGUGUGAAUUAUACUUGUAAAUAUGUUUGCAUAAUAUGUAAAAAACAAUAAUUCUAAUAACGACAGACUGUUAGGCUUAGUCGAUACGCAAUGCUAGAGAUGAGGACGAUAGUAUUUAAUAGAAAUCAUAUA